Molecule: messenger RNA, 2096 nt
Organism: Oryza brachyantha (malo sina)
Lineage: Eukaryota; Viridiplantae; Streptophyta; Magnoliopsida; Poales; Poaceae
Product: serine/threonine-protein kinase STN8, chloroplastic
Exons: 3
Coding region: 123-1910 (595 amino acids)
Biological process (GO): protein phosphorylation
Molecular function (GO): ATP binding; protein kinase activity
Source: RefSeq, a predicted model, not a curated record
GCCUCCGACUGCCACGUGUCCGGUCUCGCAGCCUCAGCUCGUCGAGCUCGAGCUCUCUCUCCCUUGUUUCGCUGCUGCUGCUGCGGCUGCGGCUCCCUUGGGAUGAGAGCCCCCUCCUCUCCAUGGCCUCCUCGCUCCUGCCGCGCGCCACCUUCGCCACCACCAGGCACCUGGCCGCCCUCCACCCGCCAGGCAGCGCGGCCUGCAGGUCACACGCGCCGAGGCUGAUCAGGUGCGGCGCCGCCGUCCCGGACGACGAGCUCCUCCGCGCGCUCUACCUGGCGCAGGCGUCCGACGCCGCGGCGCCGGUGGCGGGCGGGGACACGGGGAAUGAUGGCUGGGGGUCUCUUCUUGACGAGAUCAGGGGCGCGCUGCAGGCGGCGGACUCGUCGUCCAGCCCGGCGGCGACGGGUGUUGUCGUCCCGGACGAGCUCCUGAGCGUGCCGUCGGCUGUCGCGGACACGGGCGUCGUCGUGCCGGACGCGAUCCUCGGCGCGGACCCGCCGUCGGCGAGCAUGGCGCCCGGCGGCGGGGCGGGCGCGGGCGCGGACCUCAACCCGGAGGAGCUGCUCGCGGCGCUGCACCUGGACGCGUCCAACCCGGUGGCACGCGCGGCGGGCGGCGCGCUGUCCCGCCUCGAGGAGCUGACUUCCGGCCUGUCGGAGACGCAGCGGUGGGCGGUGCUCGUGUUCUUGGCGGCGACGUGGCUGUACCUGACGGCGCGGCCGGGGGUGCUGAGCGGCGCCGUGGACGCGUACGUGCUGGCGCCGAUGCAGCUGGCGCUGGACAGCGCGCUGGGGCGGCGGAGCCUGAAGAUGAGCGACUUCGUGGUCGGGGAGCGCAUCGGGGAGGGGUCGUUCGGGGUGGUGUACUCCGGCGCGGUGGUGCCCAAGGGCGGGCCGGCGCCGGCGGCGAGGGUGGGGAAGGCGAAGACGAGGCUGGAGCUGGACGACAGGUUCAAGGAGAAGGUGAUACUGAAGAAGAUCAAGGUGGGGACGGCCGGAGCCAAGGAGUGCGGCGACUACGAGGAGUGGUUCAACUACCGGGUGGCGAGGGCGGCGCCGGAGUCGUGCGCCGAGUUCCUCGGCAGCUUCGUCGCCGACAAGACCAAGUCGGAGUUCAUCAAGGGCGGCAAGUGGCUCGUCUGGAAAUUCGAGGGUGACCGGACGCUGGGCAACUACAUGAGCGACCGCAACUUCCCCUUCAACCUGGAGGGGCUGAUGUUCGGGCGGGCGGUGCAGGGGCUGGACUCCGGCAGCCGGGCGGCGCUGGUGGUGAAGCAGGUGAUGCGGCAGCUCGUCACCUCCCUCAAGCGCAUCCACGGCACCGGCAUCGUCCACCGCGACAUCAAGCCCUCCAACCUCGUCGUCACCCGCCGCGGCCAGGUCAAGCUCAUCGACUUCGGCGCCGCCACCGACCUCCGCAUCGGCAAGAACUACGUCCCCGACCGCGCCCUCCUCGACCCCGACUACUGCCCCCCCGAGCUCUACGUCCUCCCCGAGGAGACCCCCCAGCCCCCCGCCGAGCCCAUCGCCGCCAUCCUCUCCCCCAUCCUCUGGCAGCUCAACAGCCCGGACCUGUUCGACAUGUACUCCGCGGGGAUCGUCCUCAUGCAGAUGGCGUCGCCGAUGCUGAGGUCGCCGUCGGGGCUCAAGAACUUCAACUCCGAGCUCAAGGCCGCCGGCUACGACCUCAACCGGUGGCGGGAGACCACGCGCCGGAGACCCGACCUGCAGAUCCUCGACCUCGACUCCGGCAGGGGCUGGGACCUGGCCACCAAGCUCAUCUCGCAGAGGGGCGCCAACAAGCGCGGCCGCCUCACCGCCGCCGCCGCGCUGCGCCACCCCUACUUCCUCCUCGGCGGCGACCAGGCCGCCGCCGUCUUGUCCAAGCUGUCACUGAGCAAGUAGGCUAUACGAACAAUUUCAUACAAAUGUUCAAAGAAAGAAGCACAUGCAGUGAUCAGGUUGAGAUCACCAAUGGCAUUGGCAUUUUUCAUUAGAGUAAUCAAGAACUCAAAGAUUGAUUCGAGACAGAGGUGAAGAAAAAGAAAAGAAAGCAAGAAUCAAUAUGGUAAUAAAUUACAUUGUUUUGUA